Astrephomene gubernaculifera is the source of this 1461-nucleotide messenger RNA. The record is from the annotation of a GenBank genome assembly. Lineage: Eukaryota; Viridiplantae; Chlorophyta; Chlorophyceae; Chlamydomonadales; Astrephomenaceae.
GCCGAAUGUGAAGGGUGUGGCUGGCGCAGGACUUGGCGGGCUGGAUGGCAGAUCGUUAAAUGGUACGACAUGGCCCUUUAGCGGAUCUUUCGCGACAUUGGCUUCGGGAGCUUUUUUGCUAAAGCUGUUGAUGUUAAGUAUUAUAGCGUAGGUAUACAACAUGCAGACUUUUGCUGCCACCGUUAGUCAUUACAAAUGCGCUUGCACAAUGCCAGUAACCAAACGCUGCAAUGCUCGAACCAGAGCCCAGAAAUGCGGCAGGCUUAGAACUGUAACAGUUCAAUCUGCGGCGGGGGUCCUAUUGGACCGGUUACUCGGGGCAUUCGGGUCUCGUCCGGAUGUGGCGCAAAGGCAAAGGCUACGCGUGGCGAGCGCGCAACUCCUUAAACUGCUUUGCGAUGCAGCGCCAGAUUUGACGCGCGUUAAUCAACUUGUUGACGAGCUUGCUGGAGCCGAAGGGCAGCCGUUCGUUGAGGAGUCUCUCGGUGGCGGUAUGUGGGUGGUGCGCUUCACCCGCGGCAAGCCGCUCCUCUGGAACCUCACCUACAGCACGGGCCGCCUGGUCAACAGCAACAACCGCGCCUCCCAGGAGUUCGACCCCUCGGUGCGGUCCGCGACCAACGUGGUGGAGCUGAACGGGCCGGGCAGCUACAUCGCGGCGUACGGCAGCUACGAAGCCGUGGACGAUCGCGCGCUCACGCCCAAGACCAUUCGCGCGCGCAUCCGCUCCGGCCGCCUGGUUGCGGGCCCCCUGGCGCUGCCGCUGCCCAUCUCCGGCAGCGGCCUCUUCCAGGUGCUGUACGUGGACUCGCAGCUGCGGCUGUUCCGCAGCGGCGCGGGUGCACUGGCGGUGCAGGUGCGCGCCGACUGCCUGGGGCCGCCGGCGGGGGGCAGCAGGUAGCUGGUGGCUGGUGGGAGGUCAGUGGCGGCCCCGCGGUGGUUAUUGGCGUGAUAACUUUGGGGGGGUGGGUGGGUGGGGAAAUGGAUGUGCACAGCGGCUAGGCAAAUGGUAUGCAUUGGCGUGCGACGGGGAAGAUGGGGUGUUUAGUUCGGUAGGCAGGGGCCUGGCAGGAUGGCAAGAAGGCUUUAUGUAGGUAGUACAGCUGCUUUUUGCAUGGUGCCCUGUAAGCAAGAGCCGGCGCUGGCUUCGACUGCAUCCCGUUUUGCACUUCCUUGUGACAGCACAAUGUGCUCGUGACAACAUGGUAAAGGGCGCCCCAUGUCGAAUCGGCCUAGGCAACCGUUGGCUUCAUAGGCAACGGCAUAGACAGCACCACCACGGCGCUUGCGUGGCUUACUUCAUUGUCUGCAAUACAGACAUUGUGCAGGCGUUAGGUGGCACUUACUAUGCCCCGUGGAUGUGGAUUUGGUUUGGUUUGGCUUGCUCGUAACGCGACCCAACGGGUCGCCGCAGGCGAGACAGAUACCCGACCACAACAAGUUGUUGAUUGAAGCAGUUCA